Molecule: messenger RNA, 3948 nt
Organism: Pestalotiopsis fici W106-1
Lineage: Eukaryota; Fungi; Ascomycota; Sordariomycetes; Amphisphaeriales; Sporocadaceae
Exons: 2
Coding region: 1-3948 (1315 amino acids)
Molecular function (GO): lipid binding
Source: RefSeq, a predicted model, not a curated record
AUGCCGCCUGAUCACAAUGACAUGGAAGAGGAUGCCGUCCGGAGAAACUACAUCGGCCCUCACUCCGGAAGACACCCCAUUCCCACUGUUCAGGGCUAUCGGGAACAUCGAAAGGAGCUCGACAACAGAACCGAGCAGGAGGAGGCAGCACAGCAUGAACCUGCUGAUGACUCGAGGCCACGGCGUGCAUACAAUUCCGUGAAAGCUAUUUUCAAGGACGAAGACACCCCAAAGUCACACCACCAGACCUAUCCAUCCACCAACCGGAACUAUGCUACGCCACCAGACCAGGAUAGCCGAGACUUUGCUCGGCAAUCCGGCCAGCCCGAAUAUCAGGCACAGGAACCGGGGCAAUCAUCUCCGGAAUCGCCGCAGAAGCCUUCAAGGAAAGAUGACGGCAAUAACCAAGAAAAGACUGGGACUGAAGUGGCUGCCAGCACCAUCGAUCCCAAGGAGAAGCGGAAAGCCAUGAAAAAGGCCAAACGCCACGGAGGAGGGCGCGAGGUUACCGAUCCAGUCACUCAUUUGCCCAUCAUCAUUCACGAUCAAACAGACAAGGACCUCAAAUCAACACCGGAGAAUAUCGCAGAGCCUGGCACAACUCAUGCUACCGCGACUGGGCCGCAAAACGCCUCCAAGUCGGACGAGGAUCUCGAUCGGGAGCAAGCCUAUCUCCAAAGAGGAUUCAAUGGUUCGCAGAGACUCUUUCCAAGCCCUGACUUCGAGAGCUUGCGCAAAGAACUAGCCAACAUCUAUCAAAAGGCCGUAUAUUGGGGCCUUGCAAUCACUGGAGGCUUCGGCGCCCUGAUGUUCAUGCUUCCGGCGCUGAAUGGUCGUCUGUAUCCCCAAUUCUCCACGGUGCUCCGCUUUCUGGGCUUUGUGGCUGUGGCCGGCGGAACAGCCAUUGGAAUGGGUCAUUGGGUUAACAAGAAAGUCGAAGAGGCAUUUGAGGAUGAGACUUGGGAUGCCGCUCGAGUUCAAGAGGAGGAAGCACUCGAUUCGGAUACGGAGCUCCCAGAAUCUGUGCAAUGGCUAAAUCGCCUCUUUGCUUCCAUUUGGCCACUGGUGAAUCCAGAUCUGUUUUCCUCCCUGAUUGACAUGAUCGAGGACGUCAUGCAGGCCUCAUUGCCCAAAGUCAUCAAAAUGGUAAGCGUCGACGACAUGGGUCAGGGCAACGAAUCCAUUCGGAUACUGGGCGUUCGAUGGCUACCGACUGGUGCUGCUGGUAAGACAGUCGACUCGGACGGAAAGCUGGAGAAUCCGAACAAAAAGUCACAAAGCGACCGAACAGACCCCCAGAAUGAACAGGAGGAUGACAACGACGAUAAACCCAACAAUGAUAAGAAUGAUGGCGGCCACGAUGAGACCAAGCAACAGGAGCAAGAAGAGGUUGCCAUCCGCGAAGGAAUGGAGGCAGAGGAGGGUGACUUCAUCAACUUGGAAUUGGCAUUCUCAUACCGAGCUCGGUCUUCUGGAAAGUCAAUCGCAUCCAAGGCCAAGAGCGCACACAUGUAUCUAAAGUUCUAUCUUCCUGGAGGUGUGGCGGUUCCGGUCUGGGUCGAGCUGCGCGGAAUAGUUGGAGUUAUGCGUCUAAGGUUGCAGCUUACGCCCGAUCCACCGUUCAUCAGUCUCUGCACCUUGACAUUCCUGGGACAGCCCAAGGCUUCGUUAUCUUGCGUACCCCUGUCGAAACACAGUCUCAACCUCAUGGAUGUGCCAUUGAUAUCUUCGUUCGUUCAGUCCGCGAUUGAUGCUGCACUGGCAGAAUACGUGGCACCCAAGAGUUUGACCUUGAAUCUCAAGGACAUGUUGGUCGGAGAUGACUUCAAGAAGGACACCAUCAGUCGCGGCGUUGUUUUGGUUUUCAUCAAGAAAGCUAGCGGUUUCAAGCAAGGCGAUGGAGGUAUUGGACCUAUGCAGGGAGCAAGUGACGCCUAUGUCACAGUUUCCUGGGGAAAGUUUGGCAAACCAGUGGCUUCUACCCGAGUCAUCAUGAAUUCACAGAAUCCAGACUGGCACGAAUAUUCUACGAUACUGGUCUCACCUGAGGAAUUGAAUGCCGAGGAGAAACUACGCGUGCAAUUGUGGGACUCUGACAAGUACACUGCAGAUGAUGAUCUUGGUCGAGUCGAGUUGGACUUGAAGUCUCUCAUCAAUAAUCCAGAAUCCCACAACCAAGUUCAGAAACGUGAAGAUCGCUUCACAGGGCAAGACCCGGAUGAGAAAAUGGCAGGUUCUUUGACUUGGAGUGUCGGUUAUUUCUCCAAGACCAGGAUUCAGCAAUACCAGCUCGAGAAACAGACGGUAGAUGAGAAUAUCAGGUCAAAAGAGCAGCUCAAGAAGCACGUCUCGGAACUUUCAGCUCACAAGUUGAGGGAGGCAGGAAAAGCUCCCGACGACGACGAGCUGCACCAACAAAACGCUCAAGACUACAGGGAGUUGGAGGAUGCCAUGAUCAUCUCAGCGCCACCAUCGGACGACUUUCCCUCAGGAAUUCUCAGUGUCCAAAUUCACAACAUCACUGGACUUGAAAUCUCCAAGCUGAGAAGGAAGGACAACACUGGCAAAGGGAAGGAGGAUAAUGAGGAGGAAGAAUCAGAACAUCAUGACGACAUGCCCGACAGCUACUGCACCGUCAUUCUCAACCAUAAGAAGAUCUACAAAACGCGCACCAAGCCAAAGAACUCAAAGCCAUUCUUCAACGCAGGAACAGAACGGUUCAUCCGUGACUGGCGAACUACUGAAGUCAUUGUCAGCGUUCGGGAUGCCCGAGAACGUGAAGACGAUCCGCUCAUUGGCAUGGUAUAUCUGCCCAUUGCAAAGAUCUUCAAGGAGAGAAGCCAAGUGAUGGAGAAUUAUCCGCUUGUCGGAGGUAUUGGAUACGGCCGAGCUCGGAUCAGCAUGGUUUGGCGUAGCGUGGAGGCGAAGCUGCCACGAAAUCUUCUCGGGUGGGACUAUGGAACCCUGGAAAUCAGAGGUGCGAUCAAGGCGAAAUCGGGGCUCUCGGAAGACAUCUGCAACAACAGACUCAAGGCCAGAACCAACAUGGGCAAGCAUAAAUAUGAAGCUGCGGGCAACUUCUGGAAACCUAAAGGCAGGGACGAGAAUGAAAGCUCCUUCCUUGCCGUUCGCAAGAGAUAUGCAUCACCACUGGUGAUCGAAUUCCGUUCAUCCAGCGUUGGCCCCGACAAGACACCGGCUUUUGCCGUGCUCUGGCUCCAGGAACUAGUUGAUGAGGAAGACGAGGUCCGCACAUUGAAGGUGUGGAAGGGUGGAAAGAAGAACUUGAGGAGAGCUUCAUCAUGUUACGGUUACCAAGGUCUCGAGGAAAACGAGCAACCACUGGGUGAAAUUGAAGUUCCGCUCAAGUUCUGGCGUGGCCUAUCCGGAUUCCACAAGGGUUACGCCGCUAAAGCCAAGAAUGGAGAUAUGCGCCAAGUCAUGGAGUGCUUGGACACGGUCACAGACGAGAGCCUACAGGGUGAAGGCGACUUUGAUGAUUCGGAUGGCGGUGACUCUGACUCGGAUUCGGACAAUGAUAGCCAGGCCAAGAAGAAGCUCAAGGUCCACACCAAUGACUCCUCGUCCGAGUCAUCUUCCGAUGAAGACGAGGGUCAUUCGCGAUCUUCAUCAACGGUUUCUCUCAGCGGUUUGAAAAAGGCCAAGAAUAUUCUCCGUAACCCGAUUGAAGGAACGAUCGACACCGCCACCUCUGUACUGGCUCCUGGUCACAAUGAUGCGGACGACGGCUCACGAGGCAUUAGAAACCAGCUGCGAGACUACAAGGACCACCACAAACAAUUACAUCGCAAGCACAGGGGCAUCAUGCAGUGGCGCGCUGCCCGCGAAAUUGAUCACCUUGGAGGAAAGAUGAGCCGAGUUAAGGGCAGUUUGGAAAAGGUGUUUUCUCAUUCGGAAAAGGAUACUGGCAUUGAAACGGAAGUGUAA